AUGUCUGGGACCAAUUUAGGAAUGAAACAGCUGCGCAAGAAGCUUGGUCACCGGCAGGAAUCACAUCCUAGCAUGCUGGAACUGUUGGCAGCUCCCCGCCCGCUCCAGGCCUCACAAGAUGGCCGACUGGAUAGCCCACGUGGCUCUCUAUUCCCAGUGUCAAUGGCAGACAUCCACAUGGGGGAGGCAACCCAAAUUCUCCAAAAGCUCACGGAGGUGAAGACCUACCUCCCAAGUGAGAUCUCCCGCCACUCAAGAGAAGUGAAGGCAGAGAUACAGGCCCUAGGGACCCGCACAUCCCAACUGGAGCACAAGGUGGAAUCAGUGGUACAAGUGCAGAAUACAGCAAUAUCACAUGCAGAACUCAUGGCCCAGCAGAUAGACCAACUAAAGAUGCAGGUCAAGGAUUUAUCGAACCACUCCAG
Molecule: messenger RNA, 425 nt
Organism: Pelobates cultripes (western spadefoot toad)
Lineage: Eukaryota; Metazoa; Chordata; Amphibia; Anura; Pelobatidae
Source: the annotation of a GenBank genome assembly